AUGAAUAUCGCUACUAUCAACGCCGGAUUCGAGAAGGGUGACUUCCUCGUCAGAGAAGAGCAGGGAAAUAGAGUUUACUUCGAUUUCUUCGAAGAAGCUUUCAACUACAUCAGUAACAAGGGAUAUGCCCGCAUGUCUCGGGAAGACGAAAAGCAUUGGGUAGACCUCAUGAACGUCAUCCACGACAGUGUCAAGGGAGGAAUGAAGUACAACACUGGAACACUACUUAUGGUUCUAUCUAGACCUAACGGAGACGCUCCUGCUGCUGCUGCACCAGCCAAGGUCCCAGUACCACCAAAGAGUCCAUAG
Cylindrotheca closterium is the source of this 309-nucleotide messenger RNA. The record is from the annotation of a GenBank genome assembly. NCBI's taxonomy places the organism in Eukaryota, Bacillariophyta, Bacillariophyceae, Bacillariales, Bacillariaceae.